UUGGUCGAUGCCGUGCAUGCGUGCAGUCGUGUUGUUGUCAGUGGCGGCAAGAUGGCGACUCUCGGAGACGCAUCAGCCCCGGGGGUUAAUGGGUUAAUACAACAGUUCACAGCCAUAACUGGAGCCACAGAGAGUGUAGGGAAGCAUAUGUUGGAAGCAUGUAACAAUAACCUAGAGAUGGCCGUCACCAUGUUUCUAGACGGAGGGGGCAUCGCAGAGGAACCCAGCACAAGUGCCAGUUCAGCCGGGGCGUCCAGCAGCAGACACCCCCCUGUAGAAGAUGAUGUACGAGCACCCAUUCCUCAGAAGCAGGACAUUCUGGUGGAGCCAGAGCCCUUGUUUGGAGUACCAAAGAGGCGUAGACCAGCACGAUCAAUCUUUGAUGGAUUUCGGGAUUUUCAGACAGAAACCAUGCGACAGGAGCAGGAGUUGAGAAACGGAAGUGCAGUGGACAAGAAGCUGAGCACUCUAGCCGAUCUGUUCCGUCCCCCCAUUGAACUCAUGCACAAAGGCAGCUUUGAGAUGGCGAAAGACUCCGGUCAGCUUGAGAACAAAUGGCUGAUGAUCAACAUUCAGAAUGUCCAGGAUUUUGCCUGUCAGUGUCUAAACCGAGACGUGUGGAGCAAUGAUGCUGUGAAAAACAUCAUCAGAGAGCACUUCAUAUUCUGGCAGGUGUACCAUGACAGCGAGGAAGGGCAGAGGUACAUUCAGUUUUACAUGCUUAACAAGUUCCCCUAUAUUUCUAUCUUGGACCCACGUACAGGACAAAAGAUGGUUGAGUGGAACCAGUUAGAUGUGUCCUCAUUCCUGGAUCAGGUCACAGGCUUCCUAUCAGAGCACGGGCAGCUGGAUGGGCAGUCAAGUCAACCUCCGGCCAAACGGGCUCGUUCUGAGAGCUUGAUAGAUGCCAGUGAGGACAGUCAGUUAGAGGCCGCUAUCCGGGCCUCUCUUCAAGAAACACACUACGAGUCCACCCAGGACAAGGCAGAGUCCCGCUCAGAUGAUGAUUCAGAUGCCGAACCUUUCUCUGACAGCGAAGGCCUGAUCUCAGUGGAUGGUUCAGAUAAUGAGGCCGUCGGAGGGGAGGAUUCUUUAGAUGGACACGUCUCUGCAGAGGUAGCUCCUCCCACCAGGCCGGACAGCCCAGCCCAUCACAGGAAGUCCCCACACAAAGAGUUAUACCACAGGAAAGAGGAGAGUAAGAAGAACCACCUAGAGCCGGUCGGGCUCAGUCACAGUCAGACAGGACAAACAGAGUCCCAACAGCAGCUAGGAGAAAACCACAGAUCCACAUCACACCAGCCCUCAGAACCUGCCGGCACCAGCACAGCAGAUCCAGACGACAACGGUCCAAAGGCCCGCUUAAUGCUUCGAUACCCAGAUGGCCAGAGAGAACAGAUAGCACUGUCUGCUAAAGCUAAACUCAUGGCACUGGUGAGACACGUUCAGUCUAAGGGAUUCCCCAAUGAACGCUUCGAACUUGUCACCAACUUCCCCCGCCGAAGACUCGCUCACUUGGACUAUGACAUCACACUGCAGGAAGCAGGACUGUGUCCGCAGGAGACUGUGUUUGUGCAGGAAAGGAACUAGCCCCUCCCCUUGUAGAUAAAUCACCCCCCCUCCUGUCCUGUCAUUUGUGCCCUAGAAAGACUGAAUUGACUGUGCCCUUUUACCACUUGUCUUUUUUUCUUUUUCUUUUUUUUUAUAAUAAGUCCAGGAUACUCCGAACAUUUGGUAUUUCAUAGGGACCGUCCCUUGAGCUGCAUUUGUCAACGUAUUUAUUUACAAACAACUUGGCACGUCCCAUCCAUCUAAUUCUUGAAGACAGUACAUGUCCAUGAGUUACGCUCAUAUUGAUCUGGAAAUUAAAAGGGUUUUACAGAUGGCGUUGAUGUAGGGAAAACAUUGUGUAUCAUGUAUAUGCAAAGUUUCUAAGGAUUGAACAUCAGUUCCAAAGUGACUACAGUUCCUGUUAAAAUCAUCUGAGCAGGUUGGGAUCCUAUUGAACAUGGGCUCAGGUGAUGAAUUGGGAUGAAUGUUUAUUAUUUAGAGGUAAACCCUCACAUAUCUCAUCUGCAAUGUGCAGGGACGGAAGAAGUAGUGACAUUUAGCUAUAGUAAGUUUCUAUCUCCUUUUUUAUAUACUGCAUCAUUUCCACAAAAAACUGAUUCUCAAAUAUAAUCAUUGAAACAAAAGGGACAGCUGGUCCUCUUGAGUAUUUCUUCAAUAACUUAUUCGAUUUCUCCUGUUUAGUGACAUGAUUUUUAUCAAGAAUAUGCGUUUUGAGCAGAAUCCUCCAGAUGGGAGCUUGAAUAUCUCAUAUGUGGCAUAUGAAGGAGUGGAAGGAUCUGGUUGUCUUUUUAUGCAUUUAGGGCAACUUUUUAAUUUUGCAUACAGAAUCAGAUUCUUAGGUUUAGCUUAGUAAUGCACCAAUAUUAUGAACAGUAUGAGUGCAUGAACGUCGCCACUGGGGGGCAGACAAAUACUCAAAGUAGCUGUAGCAGUUUUCUCAUAGAUAUCUUCUAUAUGUAGACACCACAUUAGCAGCUGAUAGCCCAAG
Sinocyclocheilus rhinocerous is the source of this 2560-nucleotide messenger RNA. RefSeq names its product UBX domain-containing protein 7-like. Gene Ontology annotation, molecular function: ubiquitin binding. Gene Ontology annotation, cellular component: nucleus. The record is from RefSeq and is a predicted model, not a curated record. Gene Ontology annotation, biological process: proteasome-mediated ubiquitin-dependent protein catabolic process. The transcript is spliced from 11 exons. Lineage: Eukaryota; Metazoa; Chordata; Actinopteri; Cypriniformes; Cyprinidae. The coding region runs from base 52 to 1590 and encodes 512 amino acids.